Molecule: messenger RNA, 270 nt
Organism: Gongylonema pulchrum
Lineage: Eukaryota; Metazoa; Nematoda; Chromadorea; Rhabditida; Gongylonematidae
Source: the annotation of a GenBank genome assembly
AUGCUCUCUUCCUUUUCAUUUUCGUUGAGUCACCAGGAAGUGCUGAAAUAUCAGAUUGUGUACAAUUUCGGAAAUGCGCAGAUACUUAUUGUGCUGUUGAUCGCUGCAGACCGAUACUGCUCCCUGUUUCUCAACUACAGUCCAAACUACAAAUCAACGUUCGCAGCCCUUACACUUGUAUUUUUGCCCUAUCUAGUAUGUGGCUUAUUUUUUGAUGUUCGGAUUCUGCAGCUUGUUGUUCCUGCCCCCGUAUCCAUUGCUAUUUGGUAA